CUUUUGUCUCUUGAGUUGCAAAAUUGCCGUGCUCCUUUAUUCUCCCCCUCUGCAACUAUGGCAAACUUUACGGAAUCCGUGACGCUCGACCACCUAUCAGGAACCAUGAUGGAAGAGCGUCAGCAAAACUUGGGGCCCGUCCUCAUGAUAGCCACGGCUCUGGCUGUUGUUAUGGUGUCCAGCAUGACCCGCUACUUGAAAUCCGUUUCCAAGCAGGUCAGCUUUGGCAGCUUCUUGGGCAAGCCCCUCCGCAACAUUCCACAAGUCCCGGGAUAUCCGAUACUUGGAAUCCUUCCUCAGAUGUGCAAGCAAGGACUUUACUCCUCUGCCAUGAAGUCCCUUUUCGACGCUGCUCGGGACUGCGGCAUUUCCUCUUCCGCUGCCGUUGGAAUCCCCGUCGUUUUCAUUCGUGAUCCUGCCAUCAUCCGCCAGGUCCUGGUGCAGAACUCCAACAGCAUCACUCGGCUGGCACCAGAUGGCAGCGGCCCGUUCAACAUUAUGCAGCGCAUCACGGGAACCAUUGCCGCGUCUGCCAACGGCGAGGACUGGCAUCGCUGGCGCAAGGGCUUCCUCAAGGACUUCUCCAACGCGACUGCCCUUCGGCAAGCCUAUGAUGACAUAAGGCUCAUCGCCAGAAGACAUGUCCAAGCAAUGCGGGACGCGAAAUCCGGGUCGGAUCUCGGCCGGGUCAUGGAAGCCUAUGCGUUGGACUCUGUCUGGUCCGUCACCAUAGGGGAUGACACUGUCUCCAAGUCCUCUGCGGACAUCACAGAUGUUAUGGCUGGCUACGGUGACAUUGUCGGCGACCCCUCACACCUUUGGAGGCACUUUUUCCGCAACUUCUUCUCCUUCAAAUCCUUUCAGGACCCGGAUUAUGUGGAGCGUAACGUCGGCGCACACAUCAACCGCGUCUUGCAUAAGCUGUUGAACCGCAACCUUACCAACCUUGACCCGGAGACCCUUUUUUGCAACGGCCGAAAGAGUAACUUUCUACGAAACACCUCGAGGGAAUCCGGAGGCACUUCGGAGAUCCCUGUCACUCAGGAUGUUCUUGCACAAGCACGUCAGGUCUUCUCGCUCGGCCACGAAGCCCCUACCCUGCUCCUGGUGUGGGCCAUUUACGAGCUCAGCCUCCACCCGGACGUGAUCACCAAGCUGCGACGGGAGAUACUGCAGAACAUGCCCGACAGCGGCGACCUGGACUUUGAGACCCUUCGCACCAUGUCGUAUCUCGACGCAGUGACCUCGGAGCUGCUUCGGGUGCACCCUCCCAUCUCGACCACUUCUCGUAUCGUCACGGAGCCUAUCCCGGUUCAGACGCGGACCAACGAUACCGCCGUCAUCCCCGCUGGCGCACACCUGUUUGCCUCUAUCCAUCUUCUUCAUCACGAUAAGCUGGUGUGGGGUGAUAACGCUGACGAGUUUGUCCCGGAGAGGUGGGAAGGCCUCCGCGCAAGUGCUGCGGAAAGCCGCUGCGAGUACAUGCCCUUUUUGACUGGGCCAAGGGGCUGCCCCAGCUCCAACUUUGUCAUGAUUCAAAUGAAGACGAUGCUCGUUGAACUGCUCACCCAGGUCGACAUUGAGCUUCCCAACUCGGCUGGGCUGGAGAAGUGCAUCGGGGGUGUCGUGAAGCCGAGUAGGCCAGUGGAGUAUAACCUGAAGGAGCUCUGCAUUUAGGCACCAUCAGGGCGAGGGUGACCAACACGUCGGCAUGGAUAAGGGGAUCUUCACUGUCUAGGCUGCAUCAUGAACUCGGAGACUACAUGUACCUUGGGAAUGGCGCAUUUGCUUUUGUCAUUGUCAUACAUAUCCUUAGAGAAAACGAGUAUCGCGCGACAGAAUGGACACAGAUAUUCCGGG
Purpureocillium takamizusanense is the source of this 1860-nucleotide messenger RNA. RefSeq lists its product as uncharacterized. Gene Ontology annotation, molecular function: heme binding; oxidoreductase activity, acting on paired donors, with incorporation or reduction of molecular oxygen; monooxygenase activity. The coding region runs from base 58 to 1677 and encodes 539 amino acids. The transcript has a single exon. NCBI's taxonomy places the organism in Eukaryota, Fungi, Ascomycota, Sordariomycetes, Hypocreales, Ophiocordycipitaceae. The record is from RefSeq and is a predicted model, not a curated record.